AUGCCUGAAGAAUCAGUUAACUUGAAGCCUGACGAUUUCGCCAUUCUGGAUAACUUCUCCUGGACACUUGGACGUGCAGUGUUAUAUUCGUUCCAGGAGGCUGCUGACGGCUAUGCCUUUACAAACAACUCAAGAGCUGCAAUCGGAUACUAUGAACCAUCUUCAAAGGUGUUUGUACAUGGAGGUGAGAAACUUGGUAUUCCCUCUAGAGCAGAGUACAUUGCUGGCCUAUCUGACUUGCGUUUCAACGAUGAUUACACGGAUGAUGACGAUCAUGAUGAGAAUGACUGGGAUGAUGUCCUAGUGGAGCAUAGGUGGUGGGGGUCUCUUUUAAUCUUGUUGAUUCUGUUCAUCAUAGCCUACCUGAUGAUGGGAAGGGCCAAGAGACAAAGUGCUCUUGAAAGGGCAAGACGAUUCUUUGGUGGCCUAUUCACACGUCGUGGUGCAAACACACGCUAUUACAGUGUUCAGGAUUCCCUUGACGUUGAAGACUUGGAGAUGCAAACGACCAGAUCUCCGGAAGAUGAAGGACUGGAGGAGUUCCCAGGAACGAAUUCUGGAAACAAACGAGCAGAUGAUGAUGAUUUCGAGAUUGAAUGA
Molecule: messenger RNA, 600 nt
Organism: Williopsis jadinii
Lineage: Eukaryota; Fungi; Ascomycota; Saccharomycetes; Phaffomycetales; Wickerhamomycetaceae
Exons: 1
Coding region: 1-600 (199 amino acids)
Source: RefSeq, a predicted model, not a curated record